AUGCCGUUGUAUCUAUGCGUGGAUUGUGGCGGCUCGAAGGCUGCCGCCGUCAUCGCCGACGAGACAGGCAAUCCCGUCGCCCGUGCCCUCGGAGGCCCCUCCAACUUCGCGUACCUCGGUUUGGAGCCCUUCGUCGCUGUCGUGAAGGAGACAGUCGAGAAAGCUCUCAAGGCCUGCAUCGAUCUCGCGGGUCCUCUGACCCUCCCUCCUCCAGCGGGCCAGUCUUACCUGGCCGCCGCCUGGUUCGGUGUCUCUGGCUGCGAUUCACCCCAAGCCAUCGCCGACAUGACCCCUGCACUCGAAGCCCUUCUCGGCGUCCGCCCGCGCGUCGCUAACGAUACCCACCUCCUGGCCGCACCCAUGACGCUCUAUCCCGAUGUUACCGGUGCUGUAGCCAUCGUAGCAGGGACAGGCGGGAUUGUCGUGAGCUUCCGCGAGGCGGUGCACAAGGAGACUGGGGAGAAGGCGGGGCUGGAUGAGCUCGGGCGGUGCGGAGGGUGGGGCUGGAUAUUGGGCGACGAGGGGGGAGGGUUCCAUGUUGGGCGAGAGGCGAUCCGGCAGGUACUUGAUGAGGCGGAUCGGGCAAGCGUGAAGCCCAAGACAGCCGAGGUGAGCAAGCCAUGGGGUCUCCGCCAACGCAUCCUCGCUCGCUUCGGCAUCUCCGACGUCUACGAGCUGCUCACCAUCGUGCACAAGCCCGACCCCGCCCCGAUCUCACCCACCACGAGCGCGCCCGGCGACCUCGUCCCGAUGUCCGCAAUGUCGCGCGAGAAGCGGCUCUCGUCGCUCAGCCCGCUCGUGUUCGCCGCGGCGUUCGCGGACGGCGACCCGCUCGCGCUGAGCGUCUUGAGGGCGACGUCGAGCGCGCUGGUGGACCAGAUCUGCGUGCUGCUCCGUGCGGAGGGGCAGGAGGCGGGCGAGGGGGAGCGGAGGAUCAGGGCGGCGGAGAGUAUACUAUGUAUGGGCGGGUCGUUGAGCGGGGUGGAGGCGUAUCGGAAGCUGAUCGUGGACGAGCUGGCGAGGCGAGGGCAUGUUUUUCGGCGCGUGCAGGUCGUGGAUGAUGCGGCGGCUGUGGGUGCGAAAGCUUUGACGGUUAUGAAGACGUGA
Fomitopsis serialis is the source of this 1107-nucleotide messenger RNA. RefSeq lists its product as uncharacterized. The transcript has 4 exons. The record is from RefSeq and is a predicted model, not a curated record. NCBI's taxonomy places the organism in Eukaryota, Fungi, Basidiomycota, Agaricomycetes, Polyporales, Fomitopsidaceae. Bases 1 to 1107 code for a protein of 368 amino acids.